This is a messenger RNA of Pisolithus orientalis, 1032 nucleotides long. RefSeq names its product chaperonin 10-like protein. Gene Ontology annotation, molecular function: oxidoreductase activity, acting on NAD(P)H. The record is from RefSeq and is a predicted model, not a curated record. NCBI's taxonomy places the organism in Eukaryota, Fungi, Basidiomycota, Agaricomycetes, Boletales, Pisolithaceae. Bases 1 to 1032 code for a protein of 343 amino acids. The transcript is spliced from 5 exons.
AUGACUGGAAAGCACUUGGCUUUGAUCCUGCCUCAAAGGCAGUCUCCUUUCGUUAUUGGCGCUCGUGAAACCAACGAGCCAGGACCGGGCGAAAUCCUCGUCCGAAUCCGUUCUACAGCUCUGAAUCCUAGCGAUGCUAAGGCUCAGAAACGUGGAAUCUACGUCACCAAGUUCCCCGCUGUCCUUGGGAGCGACGGUUCAGGCGUCGUUGAAAAAGUCGGGGAAGGGGUGACACGAUUCGACCCUGGGGAUGAUGUCUUCUUCCACGGGGCUUAUGAUGACAAUGAUUUGUCAACAUUCCAACAGUAUGCCAUUGCCGUCGUCGACUUCGCUGCGAAGAUUCCGGACAGUCUGUCUUACGAUCAAGCGGCAGCCCUGCCACUAGGCAUUGCAACAGCAAGCAUUGGGCUGUAUGGGAAGGCGAACGGCCUGGGCCUCGUGCCCCUGUGGAAGCAUGGCGGACUUGGAAAGUAUAGAGGCAUGCCUAUUAUGAUAUUCGGCGGCGCAGGCUCAGUCGGCAACUAUGUGAUACAACUGGCAAGAAUGUCCGGCUUUUGCCCUAUUAUCACGACGGCGUCGCUUAAACACACGAACUAUCUGAAGGAUCUCGGCGCUACGCAUGUCAUCGAUCGAUAUCUCCCGUUUCCUGCACUGAAGCAGGCUGUGGAGCGGAUAACCAAUGCUCCAAUAAACGUGAUAUACGACACAGUUUCCAUUCGCGAAACACAGGAAGCGGCAUGGCAACUACUUGGUCCCCAGGGAAGACUCGUGGUGACAUUGCCCUCUGUGAUCGACGACCGACACAGAGUGAUUCACACCAAUGGGAACCCACACACGGAAGAGAACUGGGAAACGGGCAGGCAGCUUUGGUUGCACUUGUCUAAGUGGCUCGAAAAGGGCGAGAUUGUGCCCAAUCACGUUGAAACAGUACCCGGGGGUCUCAAGGGGAUAGGUGCAGCGUUGGAGCGGUUUGAAGGAGGUCAAACUGAUGGUGUUAAGUUGGUAGCACGCCCACCAGAAACUGAAAGGUAG